AUGCGUCCGACGGUGACCGCUUGCCGCCUCCCCGCUGUUUUUCUUUGCUCAUUGAGCCAUUCCAGCCCACGCAUCCUCGCGCUCCUCGGCAUUCCGCCGAACACCUGUCUAGGUCUACCUCUUACCACCGCCUCCAUGCCGCUGGCCAACCCCACGCCGCCCAAAUGGCCGAAGACCCUCACCGCAGACCACCUCCACCGCCUAGUUCGGGCCGAACGGGACCCUCGCCGCGCCCUUGCGAUCUUCGACGCUGCCACCGCCGCUUCCACUUCUGCGGCAGACCCCAUCACCCCGUCUCCGGCCACCGUCUCUCUCCUUACCUAUCGCCUCGCCUCCGCCGGCCACCUCCCCCUCGCCACCUCCCUUCUCUCCCGCUCACGCGGGGUCUUCCCCUCCGUUGCCGCCCUCGAGCCUCCCUUCCUCGGCCUCCUCCGCGCCUUCUCCCGCACGCACCGCCCGCUCGCCGCUCUCCACCUCUUCCGCUCCGCCCCCUCCGACCUCGCGCUCCCCCACUCUGCUCGCUCUUACAACGCCGUCCUCGCCGCUCUCGUCGCGCACUCGCACCUCCCCCUGGCCCGCUCCCUACUCGCCGACAUGCGCGCCGCCGGAUUCGCCCCCACCGCUGCCACCUACAACGUCCUCCUCAAGGCCCACUGCUCCGACGCUGCCGCUCACAUCAAAGACGCUCUCCGCCUUUUCCGGAACAUCCCCAAGCCAGACGUCUGCUCCUACAAUACCAUCAUCGACGGGCUCUGCCGCCGUGGCCGCCUGGCCGAGGCCCUCGAGAUGUUCUCCGAGAUGGUUGGGAAAUGCAUUGCACCUACCGUUGUUACUUAUACCACUGUUAUCCAUUGGCUCGCAAGGGAGGGUUGCUUUGAUGAUGCGUUAAAGAUAUUUGAUGAAAUGGGGAGGAGAGGGGUCUCGCCUAAUCUGGUCACUUAUAGUUCGCUGGUUGAUGGACUGUGCAAGGGUGGACGCGCCGCAUCAGCGUUAGAAUUGAUGGAUAGGAUGAUCAAGGAGAAGAAGCUAUCAAAUACGAUCACAUAUAGCUCGGUGAUUGAUGGACUCUGUAAGGAGCACAUGCUGAGUGAGGCAAUGGAGGUCUUGGACCGGAUGCGACUACAGGGGCGGAAGCCUGAUGCUGGGUUGUUUGGGAAGCUAAUUGUUGGGCUAUGUGAUGCAGGAAGGGCUGUGGAGGCUGCAAAUUACCUGGAUGAGAUGGUUCUUGCCGGUAUUGAACCGAACCGGGUGACUUGGAGCUUGCAUGCCAGGAUAAACAAUACCGCGCUGACAGCAUUGUGUGCCAAGGGUGAACUUGGUAGGGCUUUUCAGGCCUACCAGAGCACAAGGACUCGCAGUAUUUCUACCGACCCAACCACUUUCCAUCUUCUUGUUGAGAGCUUCUCCAAAAAGAACAUAGAAAAGGCUGCCCAUGUUGUGCUUGACAUGCUGUCAGAGAGAUGCAUCCCUGAGAGGGAGACAUGGGAUGCUAUUAUUAGUGGAUACUGGAGUAAGAAGAAGGUGAGGCAAGAAGCCGAGGAAAUUUGGGACCGGCUAACUGUUAGUUGA
Messenger RNA from Miscanthus lutarioriparius, 1569 nucleotides. The record is from the annotation of a GenBank genome assembly. NCBI's taxonomy places the organism in Eukaryota, Viridiplantae, Streptophyta, Magnoliopsida, Poales, Poaceae.